AUGAAGAUUGAUUUACAGUCUUGUUGUAAAGGAAGACUAAUAGGAAAGAGCUGCAGGCUUCAAAUAUGGAGCUAUUUAGGACAUGGAAAAGCUCAUUCCAAAGCUCGAAUCAAGAGCAAAAUGAGAGAUUGGUUGCUCUUUCUGAUAGGCUGUACUAAUGAAUUAGAGGACAUGAUCAAGCAGUUUCAGCGAUUGCAGAAGCUAUGUAGAAGUCCAGAGCCGGGUUGGGAAGGCUGCGGUUGGGAAGGCUGCAGCAGCCAAUGGGUUCAUCCUUUCCUUAUGUUCAACUGGUGGGAGAGAAUACAUGCCUUUAGCUGA
Fraxinus pennsylvanica is the source of this 318-nucleotide messenger RNA. Lineage: Eukaryota; Viridiplantae; Streptophyta; Magnoliopsida; Lamiales; Oleaceae. The record is from the annotation of a GenBank genome assembly.